AUGCCUAAGGACAAAAGGAGACAAGGAUAUCGAAAGAAACUGCGCUACAAUAACAACCGACUUGUACGUAAAAUGGCGUUGAAGCAAACCGGCUCUCAACUAGCCGACAACAAUGCAUAUGACCCUCAGAACCCCCAAAUUAUGACAGCUACUCAAAAUUCAAUCGAUAUUGGCAACGGUAAUGGUGAUGGCGAUAAAACGAUUAACCCAAUUACAUUCCUUAAUACCUUGCAUCACAAGUUAAAGACACCGAACCCACCAAUUUAUGAUUGCACUCCUGAUCCCCAGGGCGGUGGUUUCUAUUGCACAUUGACGUUCUUUGAUCAAACAUUUAAGUCAACAGUUCCUAAGCCAAAGAAACAACUGGCCAAAGAAGCUGUCGCAACAAUUGCCAUGGAGAGUUUCGAGAAGCAAAUGUCCAAAACUUUUCAGCAAGUCCGUCAGACUUUGCUUUCAGCUAAUUCGGCUCCUAAAAAACAGUCAAAAUUGUCGAAAGGAAGUCGGCAAUUCAAUAGAAUGCUGCAUUCAACUGAUACGGUAACUCAGUCUGCUCAGUGGCUAAGAAAAUUUUUGGACACACAUGUAGAAAAAAGACCAUGUGUUAUGCUUCUGGAAUUUUGCCAGUUUCAUCAACUUGGUCAUCCUGUUUACCCUACUAGAACAGACAUGAAAGGAUUUGUUUAUAUGGAUUGCGUUGUUGCCAAACGGUUAUUUACUCCAGAGAUUGCCUUUUUUAAUAAAAAAGAGGCAAAGGAUUAUAUUUCCGAUAAAGCUUUCAACAUUCUUUACCAAGAAUUUUGCGAACAAGAACAACGUCAAACAGAGGAAAGAAUGAGAUCUGAAAGAAGUAAAAUUGAUUUCCCUUCUGGUGAUACUCAAUCAAGCACCGUAACAUUUGUUCCACAAGUAUUCACUUCGGACAACAAUGAAAAAAGCACGUUUCUCACGACUCCCCCGGCCACUACAAAUGCUGUCAGUAUCGGUUCGUACAAUACCACAACUAAUAUUCCACCACUUCCUCCCGUUAGUUCCCAAGGGAUGAGCAGUAAUUAUGAUUACACAAAUAACGGUGUAUCAACAUUUUCGACUCUUGAUUCUCGAGGAAGUGGUAAUAAAUGUGGUUCUUCUACCGAAACUUACAGAGAAACUCAACCGAGUUUUGUUUGGUCGAAUGCCAGUGAGUUAGGACCUCCGCCAACGAGUGCAUUACUUGAAAAUGCUCUACACCAAACUGCUCAUGCUUCUUUUCGGCCACCAAGCGUAACAUCGUCAUCACAAGUGGUAUUUCCAACCCUUGGUUUUAAUUCUUACCAGCCUCCACAACAGCCCCAGAUUCCUCCAGUACGCUUUCAACCUCCUCAACAGCCUCUAUUGCCUUCGGUACCUUACCAACCUCUACAACAGCCUCAGAUGCUUUCGGCGCCCUACCAACAUUCACAGCUUCCUAUGCCCACAGCACCCUAUCAGCCUCCUCAGCCAUCUCCAUUUUCUCAACGUCCUCGUAAAUUAAAAAAUAAAAGAAAUCUAUUACACAAGGGGGCAUUUAUUUAUAAGCGAUACAUUAGUUUGCUAUUCGAAUUCGCGCAAGCUCAACAUUGGGCGAAUCCGGAAUUCGAAUUUCAAAAUAUGUUUGGCGAAUUCAAGGGAAUGGUAACUAUUAAUGGCCGCACUUUUGUUGGAACAAAAUUGUGCAAAAAGAAAAGUGAGGCUAAAGAAGAUGUUGCCGAAGUUGCUUACAAAUUCUAUGUGGAUAAUCCCAUUUAUAUGUAA
Messenger RNA from Cetraspora pellucida, 1770 nucleotides. NCBI's taxonomy places the organism in Eukaryota, Fungi, Glomeromycota, Glomeromycetes, Diversisporales, Gigasporaceae. The record is from the annotation of a GenBank genome assembly.